AGAUGUUGCCUGCCCUGCCCCGGAAGAUGCCUCAGAAUUCUACAAGAGGCUGGGACUGGACAUUUUGGCCACGUCCUACACUUCUGGGCAGUCUGAGGAGGUCUCAGUUUUUGUUUUACUUUACACUGUGUAUAUCUGAAAAUCUGAGCAACCAAGAAAACGCGCAGUACCAAACUGCAGGCCCACUCACGGACAAGACAGAGUGGUGUCUAAGUGGUCUCAGCCCCAGCAGACUGUCAGGCAAUUCAGAAACACUGGAAUAUCUGAGUCUGUAGCAACAGCUGCUGUCUAUGAAAAACAAUAUAAUCGUCCUCAUGAUCACCGUCAGCAUUGUCGUGAUCAAAAGAAAGAGGUCGUAAAUGGUGGCCCCAAGUACCAGCCUCAACAUUAUCCACAUGGGUACAUGCACCAUACGUAUGGAAGAUCUGAGGUCAAUUCUGGUCCCUUGUACAAUCAUCAAGCUGUUCACCAUACUCAUCCUCAUCCCAGGACUGGGUCAGAGAGAGUGGACACCAGACAGCGGGCUCGGCCAGCUCCCCCACAGCAGGGAGUGGUGAAAAAAGAGCCCCAGGUCAAGCCCAUUAACAGGUAUGCUCCUACAGAGUACAUCACACUACAGUAUCACCCAACACCAACUCUGGAGGACCUGGGCUUGACCAGCUAUCUGGACAGUCCUCCAUCCUCUCCUAGAGCUACCUCAUCUGAUCAAGACCUAGGUCAUGUGUCUACAUCAACUUCGAUGAUCACAAGAAUGGCAGAGAAACCUCAAGCCAUCUCUGCCAGUGAAACAGUCUAUAUCCCAAGAACUGCUCCAAAAGGCUGGGCCCCGCUAAUAGAGGUGGAUAUACCCUCACACGGAGAAACACCUCCAGUCGCCUCAAUGGGUGGUGGUAAUCCUACAUGUACCUCAGCACUGACAUCACGACCUCUUCAAACAUCUUUGGCUAAAAGACCAAGAAAAGGGGCAUGUGAUUCGGUGUCACACAAAGAUGACCUGUUUGGUGGUGUGUCACCCUAUAGCUGCUGGAGUCAGUCUGUAACAGAGGACCAGAGGCCUUCCUAGCAUCCCUAGCUUCAGAUCACCACUGUAACAUUUUGGACCAAUUAGUUUUGUAAACUUGCGACACUGGAGGGGAAACUUAAAUACUAAGUCUUUCAAAUUAUCUGUGACAUUCAAUUUUAUUUACAAUGUAUGUUAUUUUAAAGUACAAGUUUAGUUAUCGUCAGUGACGAUCCCAUUUUUACUCUAUAUCAUGUAGUUUUACAGUAUAUUGUCUGUGACAAUGUUAUAUAUGUAGGCACCAUGUGCCAAGUGAAUAAGACACAACAGAGUGUAUAAUGCUAGCUAUUUCAGAAUCGAUCUCUGUCCGACACAUUGGUUAACAAAGUGGUCAUCUCUAUGCAUUAUGCAAUUCAAUGUGAUUAAGUGGAUUUAUAUUUCUACAAAAAUGUAGUUGUUCAAUACAUCAGUAGGCUGUCAUUGAAAAAAAAUUCCAUACAAUACUAAUCAUUAGUACACUUUGUUAACCAAAGUUCACACUGUUUCUGAAAUCAUUUAUUAUUCAGACAGUUACAACCUGGGGCCUGAGGGCAAUAUGUAUGUAUGUAUAGGAAAUAUGUAUGUAUAGUCGUAUAUUGAUAUGCAGAUAUCCUGAAGUAGUGCAGAUUAAAAUUUCUUCCAAAUUA
Ostrea edulis (European flat oyster) is the source of this 1686-nucleotide messenger RNA. RefSeq lists its product as uncharacterized. The record is from RefSeq and is a predicted model, not a curated record. Bases 404 to 1063 code for a protein of 219 amino acids. The transcript is spliced from 6 exons. NCBI's taxonomy places the organism in Eukaryota, Metazoa, Mollusca, Bivalvia, Ostreida, Ostreidae.